CUGCGCCUCCCGCCCGCCGGCUCGUGCGCCUUCGACGGCAGCGCCUGUGGCUACGCGUCCGAGCCGGCGACCCUGCCGUGGACCCUGAGCGAGGAAGAGUGUGGCAGCUGGAGAAAGGUGAAUUCCUGAGUUCUUUAAGAAAGGAGUGGAAAGUAAAACAGCCAAUUGUAAGAAUCUAAGGUACUACUGCAGUUGGAAUGUUUCACCUCAGAAAAGGAAAUUGAGUUCUGGUCCCCUUGCCUCAAAAAGCAGCUCUCCAGUGAGGCAUGGCAGCAACAUGUGGAACACUUCAGUUUAGAGAAAAUCAGGAAUAUAAUCUGAGAUCUGCUGAUCUGCCAGUUUGCUAGUGCUGGAGAUAGGCUGCAAAAGAUGGGCAGCUCGCAAAAUAGACCUUGUGUAUUAUGCCACACUUAUUUCUCCAGAGUUUAGUGAUGUGAGCUGUGGGGGAAAUUAUGAAGUUUUGUGUCCUUCUGUGUGUGUGCCUCCAGUUUAUGGGCACAUCUGCUUGUCCAGGCAAUAUACUGAAAUAAUAAAGCCAGCAUUGUGAUUUAUAAAUAGAUUGUAAUAUUUAUAAACAUUUCUAAAAUAAAAAAGGACUUUGUAAAUUAUGCUGUAAAAUAUUUAAAUAUUGAGUGAGCAUUUGUAUAGAAAGAUUUUUACCAGAACUAUUGAAUAGACUUUUAUUUAUUAAGUUUUGAGUUAAUGUAUAGAUGCUUCCAGAUAAAAGGUUUGUCAAAUGUCAGUUUUUCUUAAUUGGUGCACCUGACUCUCAAAAGCCUCUUUGAAACCAUGACAGUCUUGGUGCUCAUUGCAGCUAAAAUGGAAGACUGUUCUCUUUGCCCUACAUUGGACAAAAGGUUUCCUGCAUUGCAGGGGAUUGGACUAAAUGACCCUUGUAGCCCAUUCUUGCUCUACAAUGCUAUGAUUCUAUGAAUACUGCUUUAAUUGUGUUUUAAAAAGUGAUUUUGUGUUUGAAUGUAACACAAGCUCUGGGAACUUCUCAGCUAAAAUAGCCUAAAAUAAAUGCCUAAAAUAAACAAAUAAUACAACUUAUUUAUUUAUUUUAUUUUAACACAUUUAUAUUCUGCUUAAUAUUUCAGAAAUAUUAAACCAGAGAUUUGUGAAACCAGCACAAAUGGGACAUUCCAAAUGCAGGUGUAGCUCAGAAUACUUGAGGGAACUUUUAUAUUUCUGACUGAAAGUUCAAAUGUUAACUUAUUCCAUCUCUCUAGCCAAAAGAAAAAAAGAAGGGACACAAAUGGUCAGAUCAAACUGCUGAAGAUUCAGAACAGAAAAGGCUAAACUAGUUGCCACUCUCUGAGGAGACCACAAUGUCUUCAGGUCAUUAUAUUUCUGUGGACACCUCACAGGGAACAAAUGGUGACACAGCUGUACUCCUCAGUCCUGACCUAUAUAGCGAAGAGUGGAGCUGUCUUAGACUGAUAUAUCAAAUUGCAGCAUCUUCAGAGUUACCAGUAGAUCCUACUGCCUUAAACCUGUACCUAAGGGUGGAAGGUGAAAGUUUUGACCAUUUGCUUUGGACAACCACUGAGCGUUCCGAGAGCUGGCUCAUAGCUAGUCUAGAUAUAAGAAACAGUACAGACAAAUACAAAAUUGUUCUAGAAGGCAUCUUGGGAAGAGAUAUUUUUGCCAGCAUAGCAAUUUUUGAAAUUAAGAUAACUACUGGCUACUGUAUAGAAUGUAAUUUUGAAGAAAACCAUCUGUGUGGUUUUAUGAACCGCUGGAACCCCAAUGUAAACUGGUUUGUUGGUGGAGGAAAUGUUGGAAAUUCACAAUCCAUCCUUCCAAGAGAUCACACUCUUGAUGAUGAGUUUGGUCAUUACAUGUAUGUGGACUCUCUCUAUGUCAAACAUUUCCAGGAAGUGGCUCAGCUGGUCUCACCUAGGACAACAACUCCUAUGUCAGGCUGCUUGUCCUUUUAUUACCAAGUGCAGCAGGAAAGUGGAAUUGUAUUCACGGUCUACAUGAGAGACAUAAAUGGCUUUUAUGAAGAACUUUGGAAAGCAGAUGGUUCUGUGAGUAAGGAUUGGGUCUUAGGAGAAGUUGACUUCAGUGCACCAUAUCCAAUGGAGGUGAUUUUUGAAGUUGCUUUCAACAGUGCGAAUGGGGGAUAUAUUGCUCUUGAUGACAUUUCUUUCUCUCCCGUUUUCUGCAGCAAUCGGACAGAAAUUUCCUUCAGUCCUUCACAGGCAAGUUGCAGUUUUGAGGAGGAUCUGUGUAAUUUUUAUCAGGAUCGCAAGGAUGGCCCUGGCUGGAGCAGGGUCAAAGUAAAGCCUAAUGCAUACAGGCCAGGAGACCAUACUACUGGCAUGGGUUACUACUUGCUAGCGAAUACAAAGUUUACAUCACAACCUGGGUACAUUGGCCGUUUGUACAGCACUACUUUGCCAGGAAAUUUACAGUAUUGUCUGCGGUUCUAUUAUGCCUUAUAUGGCUUUUUCAAAAUGACUGAUGCCCUGGCUGUUUACAUCUUUGAAGAGAACCAUGUGGUACAAGAGAAAAUCUGGUCUGUCUUGGAAACUCCCAGAGGAGUCUGGACGCAAGUGGAGAUCAGCUUCAAAAAGCCCAUGCCUGCCAAGGUGGUGUUCGUGAGCUGGUGUAGAAGCUUUUGGGAUUGUGGACUAGUGGCGCUAGAUGAUGUGUCAGUGAGUUUAGGAAGCUGUCAAGCAGCGGAUAUAUUGCCUGCUUUUCCUGGAGAAUGUACUUUUGAGCGAAAUGAAUGUGGGUUCAUUCAGCAAAAUAGAAACCGGAGUGGUUGGCAUAAGAGAAGAGGUCAGACACCAACAUCUUAUACUGGACCCAAAGGAGACCACACUUCUGGGGUAGGACAUUACAUGUACAUAGAGGCAUCCAACAUGAUCUAUGGACAGAAGACACAGCUUGUUUCAAGGGUAUUACGACGGACUGUUGGACAUCAGUGUCUUAUAUUUUUUUAUCACAUGUAUGGCUCUGGAACAGGGCUAUUAAAUGUUUAUAUGAAAAAGCAUGGUGAUAAGGACGAGAUCCUCCUCUGGAGAAGGCAUGGUGAACAAAGCAUCACAUGGUUAAGAGGCCAAAUAGAAUAUACAUGUGAUAGAUCUCAUCAGAUUAUAUUUGAAGCAGUUCGUGGAAUAUCAGUAAGAAGUGACAUUGCCAUUGAUGAUAUUUUAUUUCAGAGAGGACCUUGUAAAGAAACAGGAGAAACCAUACUGCAGUCUUCUGGUUAUUCUGCUGAUUUUAAUGAAAUUGAAUACUGAGCUCCGCAGAAGCCGAUGGAAUAUCACCUUGCUUAUCUACAAUAGGAACUGCACAGCUCCCUCCCUGCUCUCAGUUGUAGAGUGAUAAAUACUGAACUAUUUUGUUAGCAGCCUGAAGGUAUGGCAAGAAUUCAGCCUUGCCAAUGAAGUUACUGACUCAGGGUUUCCCUCACUUUGUUUUUUAUUGUAUUUUAUUUUGCAUGUGACAUCAGUUAUUCUAAAGGGCUAUUCAUUUUGCACAGUGUGAAGUAAUAGACAAAUGUGUUUUUGGUAAACAUUUUGGGGCACAUAAUUACAGAAAGCAAAAUGGACAAAAUAUAUAAUUUGUCAUUGUGUUAACUAAAACUGCAUUCAGUGAAUGUCUUGUCUUUGGCAAAUUAUGGAUUUAAUUUUAGAAUUUAGAAAGAAUGGAGAAAAUAUUAUUAAAAGCUAGUAAUAUUCUGUAGGUCAAAUGAAAUAGUUUUCAAUUGUUGUUCAGGAAACUUCAGGGAACCCAUUUAUAAAAAUAUUAAGUAUCACAUAUAAACGAUUUGGGUAGGUUUUUGUUUUGUUUUUUGCUAUUCCUUGCCAAACAAUUAUUGUAAUGAAUCCAUUUGUCAUUCCAGCAGCUAACAGAUGAACUGCUGUAAAGGUUCUGUUAAAGUGUUGAUUACAAUACAUAAACAGUGACCUGCAUACAUUACAGCAGACUGGAAUGCAGGUGUUGUUUUUUUUUAAAAAAAAUAGUUUUAUAGACUUGUGCAGAAUUGUCUUUAUCAUACUCAGCCACAAACAAUCUGCCUUCCUGUUAGAAACAGAUGAUGCAUAUUUGAUUGCUGAAUAUUUUAUAUUUUAUAGAUAUGUAUGGGUGUGUGUUUUGUGUGCGCAUGCACAUGUAUUUACAUCACGUUUUUCUAUAAUUUGGAACAAGGUAAUAAAAUACAAUUUAAAAU
Podarcis raffonei (Aeolian wall lizard) is the source of this 4189-nucleotide messenger RNA. RefSeq names its product MAM domain containing 2 (gene MAMDC2). The record is from RefSeq and is a predicted model, not a curated record. Gene Ontology annotation, cellular component: membrane. The transcript is spliced from 15 exons. The coding region runs from base 1332 to 3257 and encodes 641 amino acids. Lineage: Eukaryota; Metazoa; Chordata; Lepidosauria; Squamata; Lacertidae.